CCAUCUCUACCGGCUUUAUUGUUUACAAUUUUUGUUGGCUAAUUUUUUGUAAAAUAAUAAUGUUACAAUAGCGACGGGCGUCAAAUAAGUCCACGGCAUUUACAGGUGUAACAUAAACCACAGAAUAAAGUUUUACAAUGACUUGUGAUACCACCGAGGCCCUUGUGGCGCACAUGUGUGAGCUGGUCCAAUUCUAUAUGCUGCCGGAGCUGAAGGACGAUCUGGAUAACAUUCAAUUGGAGGCGUCGCAAUUUGAGAGCUAUCAUUCCCUUCUAAUGGUAGAUCUGCCCAAGCUGUACGAUUUGGUGCAGGAGUUCCUGCAGAAGACUGGUGACACAGGACACGAAGAGUUGAGGGUGAAGCUCCUCCUGCUGAUUUGCGAGCUAACAGCAGCUCCCACAGUUUACCAACUGAAGGAUGAUUCUGGAAACCUCUUAAAAAACGCCCGUGAGCUGGCUACGAAGCUCACAUUUAAAUGGUGGGAGUCCACAGAUGCCCAAAUCUUGAAAUACUACGAGCAAAAACUCCACAGGGAUUGCUGGAAGAAACAACUAGGAGCAGUGCAUGGAUUUGCCAAAUACCUGGAGCUCCGAUACUCGGAAAAAUCCAGAAUGCCCACACGAAUGCUGGCCUUCGCCUUAUCAGUGGGUCUCAAUGUGCGGGAAUGCUAUGAUCCGGCCUACAAACAACUGGGCGUCAAGAUCUUCUCAGUGAUGCUGAAAUUUAGCGAACCGAAAGAUAUUCAAGAGCUUAAUGUGCACAGCGUGAUCUAUGACCAUUCCCUCAAGGAUGCCUACAACAUGGAGUCAAUUGAAGCUAUAGACUCCGUUUGGAAUUGCUUGUACUUAUGCCUGGAUCACUUUGUAGACCUGGAUGCUUUUACGUGGAACCAAUGCGACGACAUGCUGGACCGACUUAUCCAAAAUGUAACCAUGGCCUCUAGCCCAAAAAUCUCCGUCUGCCUGCUGCAGUUCAUUACUCGACUGGGCUACUAUUUCACCAUCAACCGGAGCGAUGUGGAAGCUGCUCUGGCCACAGAUCUUAGUCAGCCAGAUAAGUUGGCGGCAUGUCGGGAAGAGUGCCUUGCUCUGAACGCUAGCACCAGCUAUCGUUGGGCCAAGGCCAUCCUCCAAAUGCUCGUCCUUGAGUCGGAUAAGCUGCUCCAAGGCGUUGAAGUGUGUACCGAGCUGCUGGAGCAGAUGCUCAGAUGCUUUCUAGUAUGCAUCCUGCCCAUUCCGCUGCAGGCCUUGCACUCGCACCUGCCCGAGUUUUACGGAAAGUUUGUGGCUGUUCUAAUGGAGUGCCUGGUUGCCCAUGAGCGGGCACCUUCAGUUCUAAACCUCGUUUUGCGCUUCACGGAAGUCUUCAGCUUUCAACUGGAAAACUGCUCAACGCAAAAGAUGCCAGCUGGAUUAGAAGAGUUUACGGAGGCUCUGACAAUUAUACAUCGCAAGAUUUUUGAAUAAAUAUGACAAAUUUAUACUAUGUACCGAUCAACUAA
Drosophila rhopaloa is the source of this 1501-nucleotide messenger RNA. RefSeq lists its product as uncharacterized. Lineage: Eukaryota; Metazoa; Arthropoda; Insecta; Diptera; Drosophilidae. The coding region runs from base 138 to 1466 and encodes 442 amino acids. The transcript has 6 exons. The record is from RefSeq and is a predicted model, not a curated record.